AUGGAUGUACCGCUCCCGACCCCGACCGGAGUGAAUGCCCUGCGUGAAUCCUUUGGCGACCGAAAACCGCCCGACAUAACGCGCAAGAUCACCGCAUGUGUGGCUUGCCGCAAGCAGAAGGUGUAUCUUUCCGUCAAAUGCCACAUGCGCGAUGGCGAGUCCCCCUGUUCGCGAUGCAAGAAACGAGGUCUUCCUUGUACUGUGAACAGAAGUCUUCAAACUUUACUGGAGGAGGAUGCAACAUGGAAAGGGGCAGUAGUCCAAAAGCUGCGAUGGCUGGAAGAGGCCAUGGCCCAGGUAGCGACCAAAAUCGAUAUGCCUGAAUUACAAUUUCGUGGAAGCGAAUCAACUUCCAUCAGUCCGCCAGCUGCGCCUCCAAACCCGGGAUCAUCCCAUUUGAGCCCUGCGGCACAAUCGUACGCUCGCGAUCCUCCACGAACUACUUGGGAAGUGGUGAUGGACCCCAAAGGAGGUCCGGCAUCGAUCCCUGCUUCCUGUGUCUCCGAGAGUGGAAGGGCAUCUCAGCCCAGCAAUCUGCCCUUUCCACGACGCCCAGACUUGGUCUCGACGGGGAUUCUUACAUUGCAUCAGGCGCUGUGUCUGUUUGAAUCUUACCAUCUUCGAUUGGAUCAUUUCCUGUAUCGCAUUUUGGGAGAUCAUACCAGCCUCGACUCGGUGCGACUUGCCUCGCCGUUACUGACCGCGGCGGUAUGUACUGUUGGAGCGCUACACUCCCAGUCUUUCGGCCAUCUGUUCAACGUGUGUUACGACGAAUACAAAAAUCUCGUCGCACUACAGACGUUCGCUCGGAAUGCCAACGAAGAAGAUGUACGCGGUUUAUGUAUUGGUGCAUUUUGGCUGCAUGAACUCUCAUGGGCGUUGAUCGGGAAUGCGGUGCGACUGGCGUCAGGCAUUAACCUGCACAGCGGGAUUUACAAAGCGCUCAAGGGAGAUCGUGAAGGAUAUCUGCAGGCCCGAUUAUAUUAUCUGGUAUAUGUGUGCGACCAUCACUUUUCAAUAGCCUACGGACGACCGCCGAUGUCCCGAGAAGGCUUUAUCAUCGACUCUGCUAGUCGCCUUCUUGAGACCGAACAUGCCACUGAAGACGACGCAAGAUUGAUCAGUCAAGUCAAAGAAUGGUCUCUCCUGGGACAAGUAUUCGAUACUUUUGGUGUCGAUGUUGAUACGCCAGUUCCUCCAGAAACACUACCCCAGCUCCGUCGGUACUCGAUCGCCUUGGACACAUGGUUCGCCGACUGGAAUGAAACAUUUCGAACCAAUCAGAAUGUCGGUAAUUAUCCUCAGAAAGGCGUCGGCUUUCAUUUCCAUUUCGCAAAGCUCUACCUCUGCUCCCAUGCAUUCAGGGGAGCACCCACAACAGGAGAUACUGGACAGCAUCUGGGACCUGAAUUGGAGGAAAUCGCCAACGCUGGAGUCUUAUCCGCCAUGUCCAUCCUCCGGGUCAUCGUGUCUGACACUGAGUUCCAGUCUUUCUUGAAUGGGCUCCCACUAUACUUCAACACAAUGAUCGCCUUUGCCGUUGUUUUUCUACUCAAAGUGGCGACGAGGUAUGCGUCAGCCAUACGAAUUGACACAGCCAAAAUCCUAUCUCUUGUUACGGAAACAGUAUCUACGCUUCGCGAGAUUACUCACUAUAUGCACCAACAACAUCUACUCGGCGUCAUUGCCGAAGGCCUUGGCAGGCUUUUGAGACGAUGUCAAGAAAGCCCCAUUCAUAUGGUCCAUGACCAAGGGCUUCAUGCUACACCUCGACUUGAACAACAGGCUUUGUACGACGUAACUUGGAUGGAAAAUAUGGCAAACUUUGAUUUUCAAACGCAAUAUCCGGAUUUGGAUGAUUGGUGGCUUCAUUACAGUACAUCGAUGGGUCCUCCUACCCGUCCAAUGAUGCAAGAAUAG
Molecule: messenger RNA, 1920 nt
Organism: Penicillium lagena
Lineage: Eukaryota; Fungi; Ascomycota; Eurotiomycetes; Eurotiales; Aspergillaceae
Exons: 4
Coding region: 1-1920 (639 amino acids)
Biological process (GO): regulation of DNA-templated transcription; DNA-templated transcription
Cellular component (GO): nucleus
Molecular function (GO): DNA-binding transcription factor activity, RNA polymerase II-specific; zinc ion binding; transcription cis-regulatory region binding
Source: RefSeq, a predicted model, not a curated record